GUGUGGGGCUCGGUCGUGCGUGGCCGGAAGCGGCGCCUGUGGCUGUUGGCGGGGAGGUCGCUGCCAGCCGCAGCCGCGCAGGGCGAAGGUGCCAACUAGGAGAAUGGAUGAUGAUGAUUUUGGAGGUUUUGAGGCAGCAGAAACCUUUGAAGGUGGAGAUGGUGAAACACAGACUACAUCUCCUGCUAUUCCUUGGGCAGCGUUUCCCACAGUAACUGAAGUCUAUGUACCUCAAAAUGUCUCUUCUGAUGUUCUGCUGGAGCAUUCUUUACCUUCUGCUUGCCUUGUUCCUUCUGAAUCCUUCAUUUUAUCAAGUGAUAAUGUAGUGACAGCUGUUCAAACAGGCAACAGCAUUUUAAAUCCAGCUGUUAUUAAAGAACAGGUUAGGUUAUCAACUGGUUCUUCCUUGGAUAUCCCAAUUCCCUCUUUGAGUUUACCUGGUGAAAAGUCUUUAGUAAUAUCAACCAUCUCUGUAGAUGAUGAACAGCGGAAGGGGUCAAAUGGAUCAAAGAGCUGCCUUCAACAAACAGUUGCAAGCCUAGAGACUAAACUCAAAGUUGCUGAAGAAGAAAAAUGCAGAAUUAAAAAGGAGUUAGAAGAUUUGAUGGAAAAACACAGUGUCCUAGAAAUGAGUUUCCUGAAAGAUAAAGAAGAUAUAUUCAUCUCGUACCAAGAUCAUUACAAAGAGCUCCAGGAGAAACAUAUGCAUGAAUUAGAAGACAUGAGGAAAGCUGGACAUGAAGCCCUGAGUAUUAUUGUGGAAGAAUUCAAGGCAUUACUGCAGUCUGCAGUUCAGCAGCAAGAAACAGCCAUUGAAAAACAGUAUAUCUCUGCAAUUGAAAAACACUCACACAAGUGUGAGGAACUACUUAAUGCUCAGCACCAGAGACUCCUUGGAAUGCUGGAAAUAGAGAAAGAAAUGUUAGCUGAAAGGGUAGAAGAAGCUUUGAUGCAAGAAUCACAAAAACAUAAGGAAGUACUGGAAAAAUGUUUGGAUGAAGAAAGAAAAAGAAGUAAAGAGGCUCUGGCAGCUGCUGCAAAGACUGAAAAAGAAGCAAUGCAGGAGGCCAUUUUAAAAGCAGUUGAAGAAGAAAGAAAAAACAUGGAGAAAAUGCAUGCAGAGGAAAGAGAAAUAUGGCAAGCAGAACGUACCAAGGACAAAGAGAAGAUUGCUCAAGCUGUUGAGGAGGCCAUGCAGGAGCAGAGAAAAAGCAGUCAAAUACACCAGGAAUCACUCAGAAUAAACCACAGGCGAUCACUGGUGAUUUUAACAGCCACAACAUGCAGUGGGGCUACAAUGGCACCAAUAAAGAAGGUGAAGCAGUAGAACAGGCCUCACUCCACAAACCACUGGCAUAUACAAAGACUUAAGGCAACAGCGUGAACUAGACCCUUUUUCCGCAAACACCAUCCCUACAGGCAAGGAACUCAUGCUAGCUAUCACAGAAGAACACAGGAAUUCCUGACAGAUCCUGACUGAGUCAAAUGAUAUGACAAAUAAUGGUAAAAAGGGAUGGGCAACAAUACAUAAAGUAAGUGACAACGAAUGAAAGAUAGAUCAACGUCAUAACGUUGCUGUUCAUCAAAUUGCUCACCAGAUGCUUCUCAGUGGAAAAAGCCCCAACACCAAAAACAAAAAAAAACCCCUUAGACUGGAAAGGUACAAAUACCAUGAAGACCUGGGUUUUUCAAGCCCCUUUUCAAUAUUAGAGUUGAAUGCUGGUAUUAACGCACUGAAGACUAGGAAAGCACCCUGCAUUGACAACAUACAAAAUAAAUCAAGCCAUUUUGAACCGCAGACUCAAGAAUGGCUCUUCUGCUUAUACAAUUUUUGCAUAGCCAGUCAAAAUAAUCCAAAAACAUGCUCAGUAGUGGCACUUGUAAAACCAGGGAAAGACCCAUCUGUCUUGUGGCACUUUUAAAACCAGGGAAAGACCCAUCUGACCCAAAGAGCUUUAGACCUAUCUCUCUGCUAUGCCACACACACAAAUUGUACAAACAACCGAUACUGAACCAGCUUGUCCCAUAUGUGGAUAAGCAACCUAAUCCCUGAACAGGGAUACUUUUGCUCUGGAAAAUCAACAAAGAGCCAGCUGCUCAAUCAAACUCAACGUAGUGGGCAGAGUGCAAGAGGCCCCUGUGAGAGGUGGGCAGCAUGAGUGAGUGUGGGUGAAUGAGGCCAACAAAGGACUGAGUUUGCUCCAGCCUCAGAGUGGGGAGCAAUAAUAUUCUGGAUGCCAUCUAUGAGGCAUGGGCCAUGGUGUAGGAGAGGUACCGAGCCAUGGAUAAUGCCCCCCUGGCAUCGGGGCAAUGAAUGGUCAGUCUCCCGGUUAAUGUAUCAUGGUAACAUUCGAGUUGUGGCAGGAGAGUCAGGGCAGACUCCCCCAGGCAGGUGGGUGGGCUAACUUGAGAUCUAUCCCCAAGAAGGCCUCCUGUCACAGUUUUUAAAAAGGCCAUAUCGCCAGAGCUGUGUUCAUCAACCUAACAGUUGCCUACAAUACAGUUAACCACUGACAACUCCUCCAAAAGACCCUGGGAAUGACAAAAAAUAUACACCUUACAGAGCUGAUACAAACCUUGCUCAAAAACAGCCUUUUUUUGUCAAACUGGAUGGGAAGCAAAGCAGAUGAAGGCAACAAAUUAAUGGCCUUCCUCAUGGAAGCGUACUUGCACUGCUAUUAGAGAGCAUCUAUAUGAAUGUCGAGCCAAUUGAUUUUGAGACAAAAUCUUUCAUUAAUGCAGAUGACCUUUGUGUAGCAGCCCAAAACACUGGCUUUGACCAUGUUGAAAAACCCCUAAGCAAGGCACUAAUUAGCCUAACCUCAUACUACAUUGAAAACCAAUUGUGUGCCAGCCCAGAGAAAACUCAAGUAUAUGCCUUCCAUCUGAAAAACCUUGAGACCAACUGCCAGCUCCUUCUUACAGGGUUCAGAAGGGAUCAAACCCUCAUACAAAAAACACAUCAUGAAUACAAAAGCAAUGGUGAGUACUCAUAACAACAUUUUAUAUAGGCUUAUCAACUCAAAAUGGAGAGCUAGCCCCUCAAUCAUCUGAAUCACUGCUCUGACUCUCAGCUUCUCCUCUACUGAGUAUGCAUGCCUUGUCUGGGAGAGAACUAUACAUUCUAAGCAUGCUGACCCCAUUCUGAAUGAUAGCUGCCGAUGAAUCACAGGAUGUCUGAAGCUUACCAACCUAAACAGUGUGUACCUGCUGUCUGGCAUUGUUUUGCCUGACAUUAGAAGAGAUUUGGCUAGCAGGAUAGAAUGAUUGAGAAAAGCUAAGGAUGAGAGACACUUGAUGUACAACCAGCACACCAAUAACUGAAGUCACACAGGAGGCUUCUUUACCAACACCCAGCCUCUCAAAGCAACACCCAAGGAGACACGACUACAGAUGUGGAAUGAGAGCCUGAAGAAAAUACAUGCCACUAAAAAAAUGGACAUUCAAGCGUCCAAAUCCUUGCCACCAAGAGCUGACAAACCAUGGCAAAGGUGGUGGUGUCUCAACUGCCUAUGCACAGGGUUGGACUGUCCCAGGAACUAAUGAAGAAAUGGGGUCAUACCAUUGGUUCAACCACCUGUGACUGUGUCAGAGCCCUCAGACUAUGCAACCCCUGCUCCAAUACCCACUACUUGAAGAUACAAGUACAAUGAAAGAUCUCACAACAUACAAUAAACAAGCACAAGCACAUGAAACAAAAUGGUUAAAUGUGGUGUAGAGACAUGAGAAAACAGCCAUAAAUUUGUAAUUAUAGGGUUUUCUUCUUUUUUCUGCUCCUGCAUACAUACAAUAAAAGAGCAUCAUUUUGCAGACAUGCCUCAGUGGCAUUUUCAAGAGAAGUCCUUUCUGGAGGGAGGAAAUAAUAUUCUUUAUAAAUCAGUGGGAAAAUCCCAGUUAUUUUUAAUAGAACUGAUUUAAUCUAACAAGACAACACCAUUAUUUACUCCAUGAACAUUUUUUAUUAAUAUGCAGUGUUAAUUCUACCAUACUUCAGGUUGAAAUAUAAUUUUAUCUAACACCUUCUGAACCUGGACCUUUAAAAAUUCCACUAGGCCUGUGUGGUGAAAAGUAUGAAGUUCCCAUGAAAAUGUUUCAGAAGUACAGGUGGAAUUUUAAGGAAUCCCUGAUUAAUAAAUGCUAUACUUUGGGAAAAGGUUGCUGUGUCAUUGGAAAAGUGUUAUUAGGUUGGAAAAGAUUCUUAAAUUAAUGCUCAAGCAAAGCAAAGGAAUCUUCAGAGAUAACCAUCACCUGAAUUUACAGACUUCUUUUUUUUGUUUUGCUUUGUUUCUUUUUAAGCUGUAUUAUCCCUCCUUAUGUUAAUUUUUUUUUUCUGAAUUCAUAUUAGAAUGACUACUAGACUUUAUUUGAAUGCAAUAUAAGUACUGCAAUAAAGUAUUUGUUUGUUUUCUUCUA
This is a messenger RNA of Alligator mississippiensis (American alligator), 4413 nucleotides long. It is a transcript of the gene CCDC91, whose product is annotated as coiled-coil domain containing 91. Lineage: Eukaryota; Metazoa; Chordata; Crocodylia; Alligatoridae. The transcript has 13 exons. Gene Ontology annotation, biological process: Golgi to lysosome transport. Gene Ontology annotation, cellular component: trans-Golgi network. The coding region runs from base 104 to 1327 and encodes 407 amino acids. The record is from RefSeq and is a predicted model, not a curated record.